AUGGUGACGGACUCCGUGUCUUCUGGGGAAGUAGUGUAGUGGAUGAUCUGCAGAUUGAUCAUGACAAGGAUCGUGGAUCUGGGGGUUUGUACCCACCGCCUCAAGUGGUACAGGUAUGCACAGACUUGAAGUCGAUGAUGCCCGCGAUAUGACCGAGUUGGCAUUUUGACAACCUCGAGGUAUCUACCUUAGGUUGCUCCUGGUGUAGCGCUCAUUGAAGCCGGCGAUUUAAAUGCGAGAAUGCUUCUCUAUACCAAGGUUCAGUGCUACCAGAAAGUACGGUUGCUAGUCCAGGGCUUGCCAGCUCCAUCGGCGGGUAUACUAUUGCCAAUGAAGUAUAACAUUCGAACUGUUUGCGCAUGAAGAGUCAGGGGCCUAGUGAUUCGUUCGUGUCCAUCCUCUGCAUUCCCGUUCUGUGGGCAGCGGCCGCGCUGCUUCAUGGUUACCACUAGUCGUCGUCUAUUUGUAGUUCAUGUUGGGAUUUCCCCAGAGAUUCAAGUUCACCUCGACCCCUGCCUGGGUCCUACUACCCGCUGUCAGACGAGGGACUAAAAGUACCGCUAUCGCAACUUGAACGACUCACUGGCAUGCCAGCUUAGAGCUUCGCUCGUCCGAGUUCAAUGCCGACCGCCAACCUCGAGCUCCAGUCGUGAGCCUCGCAGUCCGCACUCGCUGUAGAUCAAGGCGCCUUGACGUCCGUCCUGUGCCGCCUUCAGAAUUUCCCCAGCACCGGGAACCUAGGGGUCUCCUAGCCCUGCUCGAACCGGUCGAAGUGGACAUGACUGCUACUACAUCGAUCACGAACGAACCUCCAGUCCUUUCCACGGCCCCGCAGCCACCUCACGAUGCACACGAGCGACUAUCCGCCCCGGCGUGGAGGGCUUCCCCUGAGCGCGACUCUUCCGACCCCUCUAUAACGUACUCGACGGAAGAACUGCUGCGCGCGUCUCAGCAGGAACGCGACAUGCCUGCCGGCACGCUGGCGUCGCUCAAGGGCCUCGGACUCGAUGAUGGGACACCUAAAGAACUGCCCCGACUACAAACCAAUGGGUUGCUGGACAAUGGACAGUUGGGGAACGGUGACCGACUGGAGCCGGUGCUUGACGACGAUCCCGCCUCCUUCAACCUUGUGUCUCCGCCGCCGGCGGCGGGCUACCACGACGAUACGUUCUCGUUGGAAAAACAGACCCAGGCUCUCUUCUCGAGAGGUCAUCUACAAGUCAUCUUUGCAGACCCAACAUUUCUCUUCCGAUUCACGUCCUUCCUCGGCGUCCACCGACCGCAGUCCGUGCCCAUCCUCGUCCACUACCUCGAUUCUCUCAAGUCGUUGCGCGCCAUCCACUACGCGAAUGCCAUUUGUGAAGGGCUUGACCCUGUCGAGGGACUCGACUUCACCCAGAAACCCAUCAAGCCGACCAUCAACACGUCGUUGGAAGAGAGGGCGUACAAGGCUUUUGACGUCCUGGUGAACGAGGAACUGCCGGCAUAUAUCACACACCAAUAUAUCCAGAUUGUCAGUGCUAGCAUAACCGCUCGAGUGACGGGAUCUCUGUCGCAGGAACUGCGUGAAGCCUCCGAUGGACUGGCGGAAGUGUUUUGUCUGACGGACCCGGCCAGGCACGACAAUCCCAUUGUCUUUGCAUCAGAAGAAUUCAACCGUACAACCCAGUAUGGGCUAUCAUAUGUUCUUGGGCGAAAUUGCAGGUUUCUGCAGGGGCCCAUGACCAACCCUCAUAGUGUCCGCCGGCUAAAGGAGGCAAUCCAGGCGGGGAAACAGCACCAAGAGGUGUUGCUAAAUUACCGACGAGAUGGCUCGCCAUUCGUGAACCUGCUCAUGGUUGCGCCUUUGGCCGACACUCGGGGAGUGGUGCGGUAUUACAUUGGAGCCCAAGUCGAUGUCAGUGGGCUGGUCAAGGAUUGCACAGAGAUGGAAUCCCUUCAGAGGUUGCUCGAGCUACGCGCACGCGGCGAAGACCCGCCUUUACCUGAACGGCCUUCUCCCGAGAAGAACGACGAGUUGAGGGAAUUGAGUGAGAUGCUCAACCAGGGGGAGCUGGACACUAUCCGGCGGCACGGCGGGAAAAUGCAUCGAGAAGUGACGGAGGAAGAAGACCUAGAAAGCGUUUCGUCGCAUCAACCACGGUUGCUACUGAAGGAUCCAGAGACACUGGCGCCGCCGUCCCUUGGACACAUCAAUGGCCGGCUCAGUGGCAUUUACCAACAUUAUAUGCUGGUAAGACCGUAUCCUUCGCUACGGAUCCUGUUCGCCAGCCCUUCGCAGAGACUACCGGGCGUCUUGCAGUCGCCGUUCCUCAACAAGAUUGGCGGCUCCAACCGCGUGCGCGAGGAGUUACGGGCGGCGUUUGCUGAAGGAAGAGGAGUCACGGCGAAAGUACGCUGGAUCACCCGCAGCGACGACCAGGGCAAGAACAAGUGGAUUCACUGUACCCCUCUCGUAGGUGCCGGUGGUCAAAUCGGUGUGUGGAUGGUGGUCAUCGUCGAUGACGACAGCCAUGAAAAGGCCGGGAACGGGAGAUGGCCUCCUGCGGGUGGUCGAUUGCCUCCCACGGUGGCCACGCCGGAGCCAGAGCGGAGUCGUACUCCCGCCGGUAGUGUCCAACAUCGCGGGCCACCUUCCAGUCACGUUGGUCCCAGCGGCGGCGACAUCAAUGGCGCCAUGUACGGCCGGAACAGUGGUGGCAGUUUGCUGAGCGGCAGCGGCAACGGCAGCGUAAACAGCUUCAGAAUUGGAUAAAGGUGGAAGGAAGAUGUUGCUCUUGACGUUGCUGCCGAUGUUUAAGAGUGAUCGAAUCUGUUUCAUGUGAAAAGCAGGCUAGCUAUCUUCAAGUUGUACCUUUUGAGCGCUGGGCGUAUAUGGGGUGGAAACUGCUUGACAUACUGUCCUUUCAGCUGAAUAUAAAAUCUUUAUGGUCGUACAUGCAGUACAUACCAGACCUACCUACCUACCUACCUACCUACCUGACCUGGUACAUAGCGAGGUAUUCCUUGCCUCUAGCGAGAAGGACUCAUUAUUGUGCCGACCAUUUCACUAGUGGAGGCGAGUCUCGACGCAAAGGGGCCGUAGGUACAGUACUGUUGGUACCUUGGUACAGCACGUAUAAUGUACUUCCAUUGGAAAUGCCACCGGGUCAAUGCUAUUUACAGGGGAUGGGCGAC
Molecule: messenger RNA, 3177 nt
Organism: Exophiala dermatitidis NIH/UT8656
Lineage: Eukaryota; Fungi; Ascomycota; Eurotiomycetes; Chaetothyriales; Herpotrichiellaceae
Product: non-specific serine/threonine protein kinase
Exons: 4
Coding region: 779-2755 (658 amino acids)
Cellular component (GO): nucleus
Source: RefSeq, a predicted model, not a curated record